AUGUGGUACAGGCUGCACCGGGCCUUUGAAGGUGUGCAGGUGAUUGACCCGUCUAAGGGCAUUGCAGAUAUUCCAGAGUGGUUUAAAGGGAGCCGCCUGAACUACGCAGAAAACCUCUUGAAGCACAAGGAGAAUGAUAAGAUUGCCCUCUAUGCUGCACUUUUUCAGGCUCACGUUGCUAAAUGUCAGCUUGUGGAUCACAAUCCUAUUUAUCACAAGUAUCUUCAGCCAGGAGAUCUCCUAAUUGGUGGCCUUGUUUCCUAUACUUGCUUUUUGUAUACUAUAGAAUGCUUUAAUAAACCACCUCCUCCAGUACAAGCUGAAGAGUUUCUGGUAAUGACUCAGAAUUACCAGCAUAUCCUUGCCUUGGAAUUUGCUAUCAAAGAAAUAAAUGACAAUCCGCAGAUUUUACCCAACAUCACCUUGGGAUUCCACAUCUAUGAUGGCUCUAUGAAUGUACGGUCAACCUUUCGAGCCACAAUGGAACUGAUGUCCUCAAAGAACCAUUUUGUCCCAAAUUACAAAUGUAACAUCCAGGACACUCUCAUUGCAAUCAUUGAAGGACUUGAAUCUGAUACAUCCCACCAGAUACCAAAAAUGUUCAACAUCUACAGAUUUCCACAGCUUUUGUAUGGCUCUUCUGCAGUGAUGAUGGAUAACACCCAAAGCUUUUCCUUCUACCAAGUGGUCCCACAUGAAACCCACCAGUACAGGGGGAUUCUCCAUUUACUUCUCCAUUUUAAGUGGAUAUGGAUUGGAUUAUUCACUUCCUGGGGUGUCAAUUCAGAAUGGAUUAAUCAGGUUGUGGUUCCAGAAUUUUCCCAGAGUGGUAUCUGUUUUGCCUUCAUAGAAAUAAUCUACGAUAUAGCUAAGGCCUAUGGUGUAAGUCAUGGAAUUGAGAAAUGGUCACAAACACAGCUUAAGGGAAUAAUGAAAAGCACAGCCAAUGUAUUUCUCUUCUUUGGAGAUACGCGUUCCAUGAUGACUUUCAGUUGGAUGCUAAGCAUGACAGAAACAACACAUACAACACAAAAUCUUGAAGGUAAAGUGUGGAUCUUUACAGCCCAGACAGAGUUAAAAUCAUAUGCCAACAAAAGGAACAGGAAGAGACCCAUACAAGUCUUCCAUGGGGCUUUGGGCAUUGCACCUCACUCCAAUGAACUUCAAGGAUUUCAACAAUUUGUUCAAAGCAGGAAUCCUACCAGCACCAAAGAAGAUUUUUUUAUCAGAGACUUCUGGGCCUGUGCAUUUCGUUGUGCAUUCCCAAAUUCUCUCCUGGAAAAUGUGAUUGCAAAUAACUGCACUGGUGAGGAGAGAAUAGAGGACCUUCCUGAAGAGAGUCUUGAAAAACACAUUAAUGGCCUGAGCUAUAGCAUCUACAAUGCCGUGUAUGCUGUGGCCUAUGCUUUACAUGCCAUGUAUUCAUAUGACUCCAAACACAGAGAAACUGUAGAGGAAAAAAGAUGGAAGCUACAGAACCAGGAGCCAUGGCAGCUCCACCACUUUCUAAAGCAUGUGUCGUUUAAUAACAGUGCUGGGGACAAGAUUUCCUUUGACCAGAAUGGGAUAUUAGUAGCAGACUUUGAUAUUAUGAACUGGAUUGCAUUUCCAAACCAAUCCUUCUUCAGAGUGAAAGUAGGAAGCAUGGAUCCUCAGGCUCCAGCAGAUGAAAUCCUCACCAUUGAUGACAAUGUCAUUGUAUGGAAUAGGGGCUUUCACCAGGCACAGCCUGUUUCCUUGUGCAAUGACCACUGCCAACCUGGUUAUAGUAAAAGGAAGAAGGACGGCCAGCCGUUCUGCUGCUAUGAUUGCAUUCCAUGUCCUGAAAGGAAGAUAUCUGAUCAAAAUGACAUGGCUGACUGCUAUCGGUGCAAAGAUGAUCAAUAUCCAAACAAGGAUCAGAAUUCAUGCAUUCCCAAACUUGUAAUUUUCUUAUCUUACAGUGAACCAUUGGGGAUGGGUUUAGCCACUGGUUCACUUUCAUUUUCUUUAGUCACUGUUCUUGUGCUUGGAACAUUUAUCAAGCACCACGACACUCCCGUUGUGAAAGCCAACAACCGGAAUCUCACUUAUACUCUUCUCCUUUCCCUCCUGCUCUGUUUCCUUUGCCCAUUGCUAUUCAUUGGCCGACCUCACAAGGUGACUUGUCUCCUCCGACAAACUGCCUUUGGCAUCAUCUUCUCAAUGGCAGUUUCUUCUGUGUUGGCAAAAACCAUCAUGGUUGUUUUAGCUUUUGUUGCUAUCAAUCCGGACUCCAGAUUAAGGAAGUGGGUGGGGAAGAGACUGGCCAAUUCCAUUGUCCUAUCCUGUUCCAUUAUGCAAGCAGCCAUUUGUGUCCUCUGGCUGCUAACAUGUCCCCCAUUCACUGAUCUUGACAUGCAUUCAGGAAUGGAUGAAAUUGUACUGCAGUGCAAUGAGGGAUCAUCCAUCAUGUUUUACUCUGUCCUGGGCUACAUGGGCUUCCUGGCCAUUGCCAGCUCCAUUGUGGCUUUUUUCUCCAGGAAGUUACCCAACAGCUUCAAUGAAGCCAAAUUUAUCACUUUCAGCAUGUUGGUCUUCUGCAGUGUGUGGUUGUCAUUUGUUCCAACCUAUCUGAGCUCCAAGGGGAAAUAUAUGGUGGCUGUGGAGAUCUUCUCAAUUUUGGCUUCCAGUGCUGGGUUGUUGGGCUUCCUCUUUUCCCCCAAAUGCUAUAUUAUUGUUCUGAGGCCUGAGCUGAACAAUAAGGAGCACCUCAUGAGAAAAACUAUUGAAGAAGUGAAGUGUUCUACUUAA
This is a messenger RNA of Hemicordylus capensis (graceful crag lizard), 2772 nucleotides long. RefSeq names its product vomeronasal type-2 receptor 26-like. Bases 1 to 2772 code for a protein of 923 amino acids. The transcript is spliced from 8 exons. Gene Ontology annotation, molecular function: G protein-coupled receptor activity. The record is from RefSeq and is a predicted model, not a curated record. Gene Ontology annotation, biological process: G protein-coupled receptor signaling pathway. NCBI's taxonomy places the organism in Eukaryota, Metazoa, Chordata, Lepidosauria, Squamata, Cordylidae. Gene Ontology annotation, cellular component: membrane.